CCAUUUCUAUUUGUACUGGUCGCUGAUUGCUGGCCAUAGAAACGCUGCAUCAAGGUGAUAUUAAAAAACAAUUAGCCAUUCAUUUGCCCUAUUAACACACACGUUAGGAGUAAUUCACAACUCCGUGAGAGGCAAUUCGCGUGUCAGCUGCAAGCAUUUUACGGCUCUGUCCGGUGGAGAUGCGUGCAGUUUAUUAGGAGGCAGGAAAUUCGCACCUCCUAGUUAAUCGCCCUAAUUGUUUUUUAAUAUCACUUUGAUGCAGCGUUUCCAUGCAGGCUCUUGGGGGUUGGCAGUCAGAAAAGGCCAGCAAUCAGCGACCAGUACGCUUCGCUCACUUGGUGGUUUUAUUCGGUGGUUAUAGCAAAGGACCAGGCGUUAUGACACCAUAUACACCUCGGGGCGGGUCAUUAGCCCUUAAUUAUUAUCGUGUUGGUGCCGCCUUUUUUCCAUUCACGACAACAAGCUAAGUUUGACCCUUGUCCCUGACACUGUUGUCAAUGGUAUGUUCGUCUAAAAGAGUUAUGAGUAUGGUUUACAGAUUUGUUUAUUUGAGCUACUGGACAUAUUGAUGGUCGAAAAGCACUCUUUCAUCGUGCAGAUUAUACGCCAUAAACACUUCAUUAGAAUCCAGCCCUACCUCACAAUUCAAAUAUUGACCAGGUACCACCCCGAGAAUGCUAGGCGAGGUCGGACGUUCAAGGCCAUCACAGUUACCGUUUCCUCCUUGCUGUUGGAGUAACCACUUGCAGGUCCAGCUGGUUCGCCAUGGAUGCCGUCAUCUUGGUCGCCUUAGUCCUGCUGACUGGACUAGCCGUUCAGUCCGCAGACCUUUCUUGUAAGACGUUCGAAGAAAUCUAUCCCAGCGGGAAGGAGCUGUGUGAGAAGAUGUGGGGCGACGGCUUCGUGUACGAGACGAACCUCAGCGUGGGCUUCACCAUGUGGUUCUUUGAAGCCGAGAAUCCAAAUAACAAAGUGGCUGAGAGGCUCGGAUGGCCCUCACCGGUUGAUGACUGUCACUUACAGUCCUUACAUAAGGAAGCUCCAGGACCAGAACCAGACAACUUCACGGAGUGCUACCCUUGGAGGGACUACUCCUGCUGUCACCAGGACACCGUGCAGAAGAUCAAGGAAGCGUACGGCAGGGAAUGGCACUGGGAGCGGUGUGGUGCCCUCAGUUCUGCCUGUAAUCGCUUCUUCGUGCAGCUGGCCUGUCUGUACGAAUGUGAGCCGAACGCAGGUUUUUACCGGAAAUUCCCGGACCACGUCUACAACGACUCGGAUCCGAACCACAACAAGUGGCAGAUGGAGGGAAUGCCCAUCCGCGCUGACUACUGUGACUCCUGGUUCAGAGCGUGUAGGUACGACCUAUUCUGUGGGAGUGGGAGUUAUAGUUCAUGUGCCAGGGAGUACACCAAAGUUGGUAACACAGGGGAUAACGGGGGAAACGCUGGGCUUAUUGCAGGGGUGGUCGUGGCUUGUGUGAUUGUGGCAGUGCUGAUUGGGACUCUCGGUUUUUUCAUUUUCCGAGAGAGAAAGGGGGAACCUUUGUUCAACAAACUGGAGGCCGAAUAAAAAAUGUUCUGUAACGUCGAACGUAUCACGUUCCAUGAGCAUAUGUACGUACAUACAUCAGUUUUACUCAAGUAAACUCGGCACAAAAGUUUUUCACCAUUCCAGGCAACUUCAAUGUGGUGAGUUAAAGGGGCACAAUCCUCCAUCCAGUUGGAAUAUCUUACCUCUUCAAUAUUGGACCAAAUCCCAUUCUGCAAGAUUAAAACACUCGUCCACACAUAGCAAGGACCAUCGCAGACUACCUAUUAGGAUGGAAUAGCCUUCCUACGGUUUAUGGCUAGCACCUCUUGCUUCAGAUUGUUUGCUUGAAUAAAGAGUAACAGUGGCUUUGAUUGACAUGGCCUGUUUAUUCAACUUGCCUUCAUUCACAAGUCAAUAUUGACGGAACAAAAUGAGCUGAAUGGAGUGUUUGACUUUCAAUCAAUCGUUGGCAUGCAUCAUUUGUUGAUGCGUGGCGGCUACAGACAGUUCAGACAGUUCUCGCCAUGUUGUUCUGCACUGGGCGUAGACAGUCCAGUCGGAUCUGCAGACCCCCAGCUCCUGGAGACUUUAGUAGCGGUAAUUGCGGCACUUUAUUUUUAUGACCAUCCUGUACGCAAACAGGCCUGGUGCCCGUUCCAUAAAUUUACAAUCAUAGAAUACUCAAAUAUGGUAAAAGGUAAACUGGGAUGUUCUGUAUACCAAAAGUUACAUGACAAAACGAUUGAUUGAAUCAUUGUUACCCGCGGCCAUAACAACCGAACGAUAUGUGUUGAACAGAAGCGGGGAAAUUUGGGCACUUUUUUUGGUGACCCGCUCAAGUAAGUAGGCCUGGUGCUUGUUCUAUGAGUUCAAUAAUGAUAAUGAAUUUGACACCAUUGGAAAGAAAAUCAC
Messenger RNA from Branchiostoma floridae (Florida lancelet), 2445 nucleotides. RefSeq lists its product as uncharacterized. Gene Ontology annotation, cellular component: external side of plasma membrane. The record is from RefSeq and is a predicted model, not a curated record. Gene Ontology annotation, molecular function: signaling receptor activity; riboflavin transmembrane transporter activity; riboflavin binding. The coding region runs from base 766 to 1572 and encodes 268 amino acids. The transcript has 4 exons. Lineage: Eukaryota; Metazoa; Chordata; Leptocardii; Amphioxiformes; Branchiostomatidae.